Messenger RNA from Prosopis cineraria, 915 nucleotides. RefSeq lists its product as uncharacterized. Gene Ontology annotation, molecular function: transcription corepressor activity; protein binding. The transcript has 8 exons. The coding region runs from base 136 to 813 and encodes 225 amino acids. NCBI's taxonomy places the organism in Eukaryota, Viridiplantae, Streptophyta, Magnoliopsida, Fabales, Fabaceae. The record is from RefSeq and is a predicted model, not a curated record.
UUUCACUCUCUUCACUGCUCCAUCUCUCUCUUCCCUAAAUACACAUGAGCGUUUCGUUUCCUCCAUUCACUCUUUCUCGUCUUCUCCGUUUCUCCUCCUCCCAAGCUUUCUCUUCCGGGUUCGGAAUUUGCGGUCAUGGCAGAUUUCGAUGCUCGCCUAAUGUUGGAUCGUUACCUUUAUGACUAUUUCAUGAAGAAAAACUUGCCAGAACUUGCCGAGACUUUCAAGAACGAGGCUAAUCUUGAAAUUGAUCCGAAUGUUCCGCUAGCAAUAGAUGUACCGGAAGGAUUUUUGCUUGAGUGGUGGAAAGUGAAUUGUGAUUUUGCCUCACUUAGAGAAUGGCUGAACCAACGAUUACAGGAAAAACCAAGCAUGGAAGCCACACAAGAACAUAAUGAUUCUCAAUCAGGAAAAUUUUUCAUGCAUUCAGAAAUAAACAAGCAGUUGCUGAUUGAUUAUGCUUCUGCAAUGAGCACUGGGAGGAAGUCACCAGCCUUGCAUGAAAGGGGUAAAGCGCUCCUGGCUUUCUCAACAUCAUCACAUGAACAGGGACUACUGACACCCAAUUUGGCAAAAUAUAUUCCAUCCAAUCAUCCAAAUACAAGUGGUCAUAAACCAGAACCUAUAUUCUAUGCUACACUGGGAAUAGCAAAUACUGGGUCGAUUGAGAAAAGCGAUGGUUCAACUUCUGAAGCGAUAAUGACUGAUGGUGAUACAAGUGGAACAAGUGACUGCACCAGCAACAUUGGAAGACUUUCUACUGCUUCAGAAGUUCCAACAGUCCGUCAGUUGGAUUCCAAUAACGAGAAAUAGAUCAAUAUCCUCAAGCAUGGAAUGACUUCGGUGUUUGCAGGAGUGAAUUCGCUUGUGAAUAUUUAUGAUUAUGGUCUAAUUGUCUAAUCAAUAUGCAAAGCC